CUAUUUAUUAAAAUUUUACAUUCAAUCGAGUGUGCGUUCAAUACCGCGUGAAUUAGGGAAAGGUCUUUCCUAGAUACGUAUCGCGAGUACAAAGUGAAUGCAAUUAUGCAAAAUUAUAAAGACUACCUGUCUGUUACGACAUUUCAUAAUUCAUUCAUCAACGAAAAAGUGGUGGUACAAAUCAACAGGGUCCAAUUUAAAGAAUAAGCUUGAGUGCAGGUGAAUGUGAACCGCGAGAGAGUGCUCUGGACCUCUUCAACGAUGCAAGAGUUGCGGCCAUAAGCAUGGUCUCGAAUUUGUGGAUGUGAAUGGCGCGGGCCAUAAACAUGGCAUCGAAUUUGGUUUAUGGGGAAAACUCUGCAGUGAACGCCUCCUUCGAAAGAAACUCCAGAGCCAUAGGGGUUCUCUGGGCCUUCUUCACCGUCUGCUAUGGCAUCAUUGGGACCACCGCAUUCUUAACACCAGAAUGGGUGGCUCUUGAUGAUGAUACUACUUCUGGAAGGAUUGGUCUGUGGUCUGUGUGCGCAGCGGUUGAGGAAAAUAGGGAAGUUUGUAUCGGAAAAUUGCAGAACUUUAUGAGUUUACCUGGGAAGGCCUUUCAAGCUGCCACUGUUUUCGUUGGACUGGCUGUUUUCUCCGCCGUGCUAACUUUUUGUGCCAUGCUCUUUUUUCUCUGUUGUCACUCCAGCACCGUGUUCUUCACCUGUGGAUGGAUGCAGCUGUUCUCUGCCAUAUCGAUGACCACCGCAUGCCUGAUAUACCCUCUAGGAUGGAGUGGAAUUAAUGUACAAAGGAUAUGUUUGAACUCCGACAUUUUCAAUCUUGGAAAAUGUGAACUUCGCUGGGGAUAUCUGCUAGCAGUAAUUUCCAGUUUGGAUGCAUUUAUUCUUUGCAUUUUAGCCUUCAUCCUUGCUACACGUCAUUUGAAUGUUUCUCCCGAUUCAAGCAGCUACUACGAUGGAGGAAUCAAUACAGCAUACUUUGGAGAUUCCAUUAGCGUAGCAGGUUCAAGAAAAUCCCUCAAUUUGCUUCCAAUGUUCUCUGUACACCCAGAAGGACAAGAUUUCUGCCCGCAGUUAUCGCAUCAGUUACCAUCAUCCAUACAUUCUUCCCAUGGUCAUUUACCAUAUAGCGCUCAGCAUUUUGACAUUUGAUAAAUAAUUUAUGAUAUUUAAUUAUUAAUUCUGCUUGGUAUACCUAUUGUGAAUACUGUUUCCCUUUUUUAUUAAAAAAAGCAUAUUGAGUA
Messenger RNA from Coccinella septempunctata (seven-spotted ladybird), 1246 nucleotides. RefSeq names its product LHFPL tetraspan subfamily member 3 protein (gene Tmhs). Bases 309 to 1154 code for a protein of 281 amino acids. Gene Ontology annotation, biological process: sensory perception of sound. Gene Ontology annotation, cellular component: plasma membrane. The record is from RefSeq and is a predicted model, not a curated record. The transcript has 3 exons. Lineage: Eukaryota; Metazoa; Arthropoda; Insecta; Coleoptera; Coccinellidae.